AUGGGGCCCCUGUCAUGGGUUCGCCCAAGCGGUCGGAUCUCCUUUUAUCACGCCAAGGACAAUAACCUUCUGUUAUCCAGGGUCGGGAAAUCAGGCGCUAAAGAACAAACUUCCCUCGUGGAUAUCUGCCGCGAUGCGACUCCUGACACCUGUCAUCUCAAUCCGUUGCUCUUCAACGGCCACCUGCAGACCGGCUGGACCGUGUUGAAACAUGAUAAUGUUCCGGUUUACUAUAAGCGGAAGAUGUUCGAAUCAGAAACUCCGAUGUUCACGGGACAAUAUGCGAUCGACUUUGUCGUAAAGCCCUAUGACAUGCCUGCCGAGGGUGAGCUGACUGACAAGGAGAGGAAGUAUACACAGCCCUCUGGCCUGCCGCCUCGCACAUCUUUCUAUUCUCAGGCCGAAGUCGCCGAUCUUCCAUCGGAUGACACCAAACCGAUGCUGGUCGUUCUGCAUGGCUUGAGUGGUGGUUCUCAUGAAAUUUACCUGCGAAGCGUCCUAAAGCCCCUUGUUGAGGAUGGCUCGUGGGAAGCUUGUGUGGUCAACUCAAGAGGUUGUUCGCAUACAAAAAUUAGCACGGGUGUUCUCUACAAUGCGAGAGCAACCUGGGAUGUCCGUCAGUCUGUGAAGUGGCUUCGCAAGACAUUCCCUAAUCGCCCACUCUAUGCUAUCGGUUUCUCACUUGGGGCUAACAUUCUCGCCAAUUAUCUCGGAGAGGAAGGCGAUGAUUGUGAAAUCAAAGCAGCUGUGAUCUGUGCCAGUCCAUGGAACUUGGAUAUCAGCUCAGCUACCCUGCAGCAGACCUGGAUCGGCCGGGAAGUAUACAGCAAGACCAUGGGGACUAGUAUGAAAACGCUAUUUGAACAACACGUUGACCAAAUCUCUCACAACCCGCGUGUCGAUAUUGAGGCUGUGAGGAACACCACUUACUUGCAUGAAUUUGAUCGAGCCUUGCAAUGCCCGACUUGGGGUUAUCCUACCGAAGGCGCAUACUACCGUGACGCAGCAUCGACGGAUAUGAUGCUUAAUAUUCGUAUCCCAUUUAUGUGUAUCCAGGCAGAAGAUGAUCCUAUUGCUUCACGCGAGGCAUUGCCAUUCCAAGAAAUGACCCAGACCCCAUAUGGAGUCAUGAUGACCACCUCAUGGGGUGGUCAUCUAGGUUGGUUUGAACUUGGUGGAUCUCGGUGGUUUGUUAAGCCAGUGAACAACUUCUUGAAUAAGAUGGCCAAAGAAAUUGACCCCAAUAGCCCCGGAGUAGUAGAGCACCCGGAGAGGCUACCUGGACGAAUUGCAAACCACCCCGGCUUGGGUAAAGAUGAUGACCUGGCACCUAAGCCCGAAUAUAGCACUCUGCGCCGCAGGCUUGACAUGAAGUUGGAGCUGCAAAUUUAA
Molecule: messenger RNA, 1392 nt
Organism: Penicillium verhagenii
Lineage: Eukaryota; Fungi; Ascomycota; Eurotiomycetes; Eurotiales; Aspergillaceae
Product: putative hydrolase, alpha/beta fold family
Exons: 6
Coding region: 1-1392 (463 amino acids)
Biological process (GO): medium-chain fatty acid catabolic process; medium-chain fatty acid biosynthetic process
Molecular function (GO): monoacylglycerol lipase activity; acetylesterase activity
Source: RefSeq, a predicted model, not a curated record